UGGUUUGUUUGCAUUUGAUUGUUAACUUCGACCUGGAUAGAUAAACCUUAGAUUAGUAACGUUUGAUAGAGGGACAUGAUAAAACGAAUACGUCGUCAUGCUUAUUUCUCUUGCAAGCCUCCCCUCUCUUUUAUGGUAACCACUGAUUACACGACUCUUAAUCUCUUACGGUACUGCUGCACGGCUAAAUUUUAUAAAGUGAACUUUCCGGGGCUUUUCUUCUAAGACUUACGUGCCAAGUACUGUUAGUAAUGUCUGAUCUCUCAAUGAAGUGUUAGAAUUUUGUGCUCUAUUUUUUCGUCAAUAAAGUAUAAUCCGUCCGUUUCAUGCCAAUCUUUUUCAUUCUAACGUCUUUUUGUUUUGAGCGAUUCAAAUUAGUCUCACCUCCUCCUUCCCCAAAAAGAAAAAAACAAUGCUAAAAUCGUAUAUUGUGAUCUUAUAUUAUUGUGUUAUUCAAUUGUGUCAGUUAAAGAACUAUUUGGUGGUUGGAAAAAGGGGUUUUCGACAACGAUUCAAACCUGAGGAUGACGUUGACCCUCUCAUCCCGUUAUUUCCUCACGAAUGGCCUCCUGAAGAAAUCAAAAGGAAUUUGAAAGCCAGCGAUGUCAUACCGGAUGUAAUACCGUGUAGUCCAAAGUACGUAAUUAAUGUCACGUAUAUCCCCGGCGUCACAGUGUAUUUUGGGAACAAGCUUGAGCCCGACGAAUUGAAAAAACAGCCCGUGAAAAUCGGUUGGCCGGUCACACCGGGCCAUAAUUACACACUUAUUUUAACAGGCGCUGAUGAACCGUCGGUUGCAAAUCAUGUAAAUCGGGAGCUCCUGAAAUGGUUGGUAGUUGAUAUACCAGGCUGCGACCUGCAUCAAGGCGUGGAACUUGUAAAAUAUGCUCCUGUGGAAAUGAUACAAAAAACGGGUCUUCAUAGGUACGUUUUUACUGUGUACGAACAGCCGAAAGAAAGACCAAAUUGGAAUGAAACAUCAAUUCAUGAUAAUAAAGACGAACGCAGGGUCAAGUUCUCAAACAGGAAAUUUGCGAUGAAGUAUAAUCUCGGUGAUCUUUAUGCGGCUAAUUACUUCCAUUCGGAGCCUGAACCCCCAAGCCGGAAAGGCCCAGGGCCCGAAAUUUACGAGAAGAAUUAUCGAUUGAAUGCCACUAAGACGGGUCUAAACGCAGAUCCAUGAACAAAUUAUGGAGAACUUUCGCUGUGAUUUGCGGAACAUUUCAAGAAUGACAUUACGCAAAAAUUGUUCAAGGGAAUUUAUAAUCCGCGCCCCCAAAUAAUCAAAGAAAGAAAGAAAUAACAGUCGAACUUUUAAGUUUGUUUUCUCAAGCGGAUGGAUAAGAUUAAAUUGUUUUGUUUUGAACUUAUCGCAGAGUCAAGAUCUGGCGAUGAGGCCGGAUAUUUUUGAUGAUGCCCGCAUUUUGGACCCUAUUCAUGUACAGGACGAUCGAAAGUAUUGAUGCUUGGAGAAAAAUUGACAAACUUUAAAUUUCUUUAUUUUCGACAAAACUUAGACUCAAAUUCAAUCCUCACAUUUUUACACAUAACAUUAAAAAGGAAUAAAAAGGAUAAAAAAGGUUAAAAGGUUUAAAAAGGAUUUUUUUUAAAAAAAAAAGAAAGAAAAAGAAAGAAAGAAACAUGCAGGUAGACGUUUAUUCCUUUCCAAAUCUGAGUUUUUAAAGUGAUUCAUCAAUUAAUAAAUAAAUUCACUCGAGAUUACAUUCGAGAGAAUAUUUAAAUAUAAUCCCUUUUUUCUACUCGGAAUAGAGCUUCCUUUUUAAUUGUGAAAUUUUCUAUUGAAAGGAGUCAAUAAAACGCACACCCACACACUGGAAAGUUUGAACCUUCUUGUAUUUAAAAAAAAAUGAAAAAAACCCUUACGUGUAACAAGAAAAUUCAAUGAAAAAUGUAUCCGUCGAUAA
This is a messenger RNA of Bemisia tabaci, 1925 nucleotides long. Lineage: Eukaryota; Metazoa; Arthropoda; Insecta; Hemiptera; Aleyrodidae. The record is from RefSeq and is a predicted model, not a curated record.